Molecule: messenger RNA, 585 nt
Organism: Drosophila eugracilis
Lineage: Eukaryota; Metazoa; Arthropoda; Insecta; Diptera; Drosophilidae
Exons: 2
Coding region: 66-530 (154 amino acids)
Source: RefSeq, a predicted model, not a curated record
UUAUAAAAACCCAGUACUUGUGGGUUCUUUCAGUUAUUCCGUUAACGAGAGUCAAAAACAUCAAAAUGCAUAGCAACCAGAUCCUGAAAAGUCUGUUCCUCUUUGUGGCCAUAAGCUCCAUGGCAGUUGCAGUCUUUGGAAUAUGCAACAGCUGCCAGACCAACAACGUUGCCUGCCUGAAUGGAACUCACUACAGAUUCUGCUCGGACAGUGUGGCAGCCGACCAAGUCGUUCAGUGUCCGGAUGGUAAGGUCUGCACCGACCUGGCUGUCAUCUGUAUCGAUGAGGGUGUGACUGAUGCCUCCUGCUCGGCCACUGCAGCAGAUGGAUCCUGCCCCACUUGCGAUGGUACUAACACAUUCGUCUGCACCAGCCGCACUACCUUCCAGAUGUGCAAUGGCAAUGAGCUGACCAGUCAGGUCACCAAGUGCAAGGACAACAAGAUCUGCUCUAUUCAGUCGGGAAAAUACUGCGUGGAUCUCUGUGAAGCGGGUGAUUCCAUUGAAUGCGACAGGGAGUCGCCACUAUAGAUUUAUAUAGAUUUUUAAUCAAUUUUAAACUUUAAAUAAAUGCCUUUUUACCAUA